This is a messenger RNA of Rhododendron vialii, 2647 nucleotides long. RefSeq lists its product as uncharacterized. Gene Ontology annotation, biological process: regulation of DNA-templated transcription. NCBI's taxonomy places the organism in Eukaryota, Viridiplantae, Streptophyta, Magnoliopsida, Ericales, Ericaceae. The transcript is spliced from 3 exons. The record is from RefSeq and is a predicted model, not a curated record. Bases 1 to 1326 code for a protein of 441 amino acids. Gene Ontology annotation, molecular function: sequence-specific DNA binding; DNA-binding transcription factor activity.
AUGGAUCAUGACCACCAUCACCCUCAAAACCCUAACCCUUGUGACACUCAUUUCUCCGAUAACUUUGAUGCGUUGCCGGAGUUCGAUGUCUUCGAUGACCACCAUCACCCUCAAAACCCUAACCCUUGUGACACUCAUUUCUCCGAUAACUUUGAUGCGUUGCCGGAGUUCGAUGUCUUCGAUUUUCUCCUGCCUGAUGACGGCUCAGAAGAAGGUUUUUCGCCAGAGAACAUGGCUUUCUCUGAUAAUGUCAUCGACGGAUCUAUCGAAUCCGUCGGCGUUUCGUCAUCGACACAGAGUAACAUCAUUCAUUGUUACGCGACGAUAUCGGAAACACAAUGUUUAUCGAGGGUACAUACGACUCAAAAACUUAAGUUUUUCUUUUGUGCUUUGAUUCGAUGCAGGAAUAAAAACGGGGCGAGGAAACGCAAGGCGGAUCAAGCGGGGAGUAGGGUUGCUUUCAGAACGAAAUCUGAUUUAGAGGUAAUGGACGACGGAUUCCAGUGGAGAAAGUAUGGGAAGAAGAUGGUUAAGAACAGCCCAUAUCCAAGGAAUUACUACAAAUGUGCACGCGGCGGCUGCAACGUGAAGAAGAGGGUGGAAAGGGACGGCGAGGAUCCAAGCUACGUGAUAACAACGUACGAUGGAAUGCACAACCAUGAAAGCCCAUGUGUGGUGUACUACAACCAACCCCCCCUCGUGGUACCCAAUGGCUGGACUCUUCAACCUCCUCCUUCUUCUGCUCAAUCCUCUCCUUCUGCCUCACAUUAUAACCAAGAAGGUACGUUGUCCAUGGAGGAAUUGGUUGACAAAUUGGGAGAGGUAGAAGACGAGGAAUCCUUGAAUGACGUCACAGAGUCAUUUUACUUGUUGGGAGAGUUGGAGGAAACUCCUUCAGACCCAAGAGAAUCAGAAGAAUUGAACUGUGAUCCGAUGGAAGUUACUCCAACAAUAAUAUCUCACCACUUUUCUAUCCUCCACGUGCUUGAUUUGUCGUAUACUGAGAUUAAGUCUUUGCCGCAGUCUAUUUCCAGAUUAGUAGCACUACAAAAAUUGUUUUUGAGAAGCUGUGAGCUUCUAAUGGAACUACCACCUGAAAUUGGAGAACUCGCGAAUCUUGAGGUGCUUGAUCUUGAAGGGACUGAAAUUCUGCGUCUGCCAAAGGAGAUUGCCAAGCUAGUUAACUUGACGUGCUUGAAAGUGUCAUUCUAUGGAUAUGCAAAUCAAACAGUGAUUCCAAGGAGGGUUUUGUCAUAUCUCUCCAGCUUGAUUGAGUUAAUCAUUGAUGUGACCCUGGGAUGUCGAAGUAGAAGCUAUUGUGGAUGAUCUACGUAGCUUAAAGGAGUUGAAGACCCUGCAAUUGUAUUUACCCACCGCUGAACCAUUGGAAGAACUCACUUUGAGAUUUCCAGGUUUGGCAAACUUCAGAUUUACAGUCGGCCGUCACGAAGAGCACUUCAUUUCCCGUUUACCCAAUGAUGUUAAAGAGGAAUUCGAUAGUCGGGAGAAACUGGAGAAAGGCUUGAAGUAUUUAAAUGGAAAUCGCAUACCAAAUGGAGUUACCGACGUACUUGAACAUGCCAAUGCUUUUUUCCUACAGCGCCAUUGGACCGCUAAGAGCCUAUCUGAGUUCGGGCAUACAAAUAUGACUGAAGUGAAGUUUUGCUUGGUGAUGGAAUGUAAUGAGUUUCGGACCAUCAUUGACUCCGAACAGUUUAAUCAAGGAAAAGAUGGUAGGGGUGAAUCUGAAGAUUUCGAGUAUUUUGACGAAGCAAUCGUACUUGGAUCUCUAGAGAGAUUGAUUAUUCGGUACAUGAAGAAUAUGGAGUGCAUUUGGAAAGGGCCAGUUGGUAGAGGGUCUUUGUCCAAUCUAAAGUCCUUGGCUUUGCAUACAUGCCCCAAUUUGACUACCCUUUUCACAGUCGACAUGCUUAUUAAUCUCACAAACUUGGAAGAGCUUGUAGUUGAAGACUGUCCAAACAUCGGCAGCCUUGUGAGUCUCAAAAGUUCCGACUCAGAGCUAGGCCUUUUUCUCCGGAGCUUGAAGAAGAUUUCUCUUCUUGAGCUGCCAGAACUGGUCAGCAUCUCCGGCAGCCUACGCAUUGCUCCAAAUUUAGAGAGGAUGGUAAUCUUUUAUUGCCCAAAGCUCGAAAAGCUCUCUACCAUGGAAGUUUCGAGUACAGAUUUUAAGGUAAUUAAAGGAGAGGAGGAAUGGUGGGAUGCAUUAAAGUGGUAUGAAUCUGAUCUGAGCACGGAACAUGAAGAUUAUUUGGCUAGUCUUUUUAUCCCGUUGAGAAGGGAUGGGGAUCUGAUGGCUCAAUUAACAAAAGACUAGAUUGCCACUAAUAGUCAGGGAAAAGUUGGAAGCUACAUGAUAUGGUAGUUUUUAUUGAGCAUUCAUGGAUUUUCUCAAACAACAAUGCCUGUUGAAUCUUUAGUGUCAAACCUUUUGAUGGUUGUCUUUUCCAACCAACCCAUACUUGAUAUUCUUUCAAAUGCAAUCAAUCCGCAGUCUCAAAACUGACGGGUCCUGUUGAAAAACUCGGCGGUUGCGAACAGUAGAUUAAGGCGGUUGGGAGGGUAGCAAAUUUUAAAAGACAAAAUGGAAUUCUGAAUUAGAUAGCAAAAAACGAGAGUAGAUGAUUAA